This is a messenger RNA of Ilex paraguariensis (yerba mate), 625 nucleotides long. NCBI's taxonomy places the organism in Eukaryota, Viridiplantae, Streptophyta, Magnoliopsida, Aquifoliales, Aquifoliaceae. The record is from the annotation of a GenBank genome assembly.
AUGUCGACGGAAAAAGUACCGAUAAAGCCGGCCACCAGAGAUGAAAGUCAGAGUUCAAACAGCCGGAGAACAACGACGACGAGGCCACAAGAACAAAUCCAGAAGUGCCCAAGAUGCGAUUCACCAAACACAAAAUUCUGCUACUACAACAAUUACAGUCUCACGCAGCCAAGGCAUUUCUGCAAGACAUGUAGAAGGUACUGGACAAAAGGUGGUGCUCUGCGCAACGUUCCAAUCGGAGGUGGUUGCCGGAAAAACAAGAAGAUGAAGUCUUCUUCAAGGCUUUCCGGCGAUUCAAAGGACUCCGGUGGAACUUCAGAGAUCGGAGGAUUCAAGUUCUUUCAUGGUCUCUCACCAGCCAUGGAUUUUCAGCUUGGAGGACUUAGCUUUCCCAGGCUUCAGACUUCAACAACUGGUGUUUACAACCAGUUUGCUUCAUUUGGGGACAUUUCAACUUCUUCUGCAAUUGCAUCAAGCCCUUGUUUUGGUCUAGAUCCAUCAGGAAGCUCUGGACUUUCUGGUUCUUUAAUGGGUUUCAAUCUUCCUCUCUCUUCUUCUGUACUAAGACAAGGAGAAAAUGGUGGAUUCUCUGGAGUUCAGGAGAUGUGUUCAGUGAAUGUUCAUG